Notolabrus celidotus (New Zealand spotty) is the source of this 3227-nucleotide messenger RNA. It is a transcript of the gene ap5m1, whose product is annotated as adaptor related protein complex 5 subunit mu 1. The record is from RefSeq and is a predicted model, not a curated record. The coding region runs from base 151 to 1626 and encodes 491 amino acids. Lineage: Eukaryota; Metazoa; Chordata; Actinopteri; Labriformes; Labridae. Gene Ontology annotation, cellular component: cytosol; lysosome; late endosome. The transcript is spliced from 8 exons. Gene Ontology annotation, biological process: endosomal transport.
UGAUUGGUGUCUGCUGUCACAUGAGACAACAGCAGGAAGUGGGUGGCAGCGUUAGCCAAAUUCUGGAGGACUGCUUGGGUUAAUGAUAACAUGCAAGUACUAUUAUAACAGAAUCAUUUGUAAAUUGAGAGUUUUAGUGAAGCCGGACAGAUGAGUGUGCGAGCUUUGUGGAUUAUUUCUCACGAGAAGGGAGAAAAUGUAUCAGUACGCUUUUCAAGGAGGUUUGCGACUGUGGAGCACCGUGCAAAGUGCCUGGCUGGGUCCUCAUAUGUAGCUGUCCCAGAGGAAAACACUGUGCUGCAGCUCCUGCUCACUGAGCUGGGCCUUUCAGACUUAGACAAGCCCUAUGUAGCUGUCAGAGAUGAUUGCCUGAAUCGUCAACGAUCACCAGCCCUGGAACUGCGUGUGGACAGUCCUGAAAAGGGGGUACUAUGGCCAAUGUUGGCCAUAUUACAGGGUCCUCUCAUUCUGGCUUGCCUGCCUUUAGUGGAUGCCCCUCCUGAUUCACGCCCUCCCCUUUCCAACCUGCUGUCUGUCUCUCAGGGGCUCUCACUCCUCGCAGGUUUGCAGACUUUUCUCCUCUCCUCUGGGGGUAAAACUGACAGUGAGGGUCUGGCCUCUCGCCUGGCCAUGCUGCCAUCUGUACUCCUGCAGAUUUGUCCUUUAGGCACACCCCUGGAUGUGCCACUACUGGGGUCACCUGCUACUCCCUCAGUGCCUGCUCCUACAGGAAACCAGAAACAGCCAGCAUGGAAGACCGGGCUCCAUCGGGGCAGAGCUGUGGUGAACGUAGCACUGAUGGAGACAGUGCGCUCCAUGCAGUAUGGUAACAGAAGCAGACAGGACCUGUGGGAUGUUUUUGGCACUGUGACAUGCAAAUGCGAAGUGGAGGGGAUACUCCCAAACGUGACAGUGACCCUCACACUACCACCAAAUGGUUCUCCACUACAGGACAUCCUGGUUCAUCCCUGUGUCACCUCACUGGACUCCAGUAUCCUCACUGCCAGCAGUGUGGACAACUAUGAUGGCUCAGCGUUCUCAGGGCCAUAUAAGUUCCCCUUCUCCCCUCCUCUGGAGCCUUUCAGACUAUGCAGCUAUACAUCUCAGGUCCCUGUUCCCCCUAUCCUCGGUUUGUAUCAACUGAAGGAAGAAGAGAACCAGCUGCGUGUGUCGGUCACACUCAAGCUGCACGAGAGUGUGAAGAACAAUUUUGACUACUGUGAAGCACACCUGCCAUUCUUUAACAGGGAUCAAAUGGGUGUUGUGGAUGUAAAGGUGAGCUCUGGACAACUGGAUGUUUCAAAGGAGAAGAACCUGCUGGUCUGGGGUCUGGGACAAAAGUUCCCUAAAUCUCGUGAGGUCACGAUGGAAGGCAAGAUCAGCUUUUCUGGGCCAACACCAGGACCCACUGAUCCCCUCUGCAUAGGACUCACAGCCUAUGUCAAAUUGUAUUUCAAAGUGCCUGACAUGACGCUCUCUGGGUGCUGUGUGGACCAGCAUUCAGUGCAGGUUUAUUCCUCUGCAAAACCGCGGAUUUUAACAUCACGGGAACUUCUUUCCAAAGAGUACUUUCUAUGGAAUUCAACAGGAACUGCUCCGGUAUCCUCAGGGCAGAUGAUGCUUUAAUAUCUGGAGAGAUCAUUACUGUGUGAUUGAUGACAACAGCUCAAACUGGAAAUGUGACCCAAUAAAACUCAUUUGUUACAAUCAUUUUGUUACCAAGUAGGUUAAAAAAUUGGAGCAUUGUAAAAAAAAAAGAAAAAAAAAGAAGACAAUUUUACAUUUUUAGCACUAACUUGUAAAUGCCUGCAUAACUUAGCUUUCAUCGAGCAAGUUUUGACAGAUAGAAGUUUUGAUUCUGCUGAUGGAUAGAUACUUUCCUCUCUCAGAUACCUUCCCCUGUAGUCCAACUUCUUUUAUCCCCCGACCCUCACCCUCCCUCUGAUUUAUCCCAUUGCAGACACAAGGGCCACCCCUCGCUCUGACAGUCCCACUUCAGUGACUCUCCAUCAGCCGGAUAAUUAGCAGCUGGGGCCUUGUCAUCAGCUGUUGUGGGCCUGGACGAGAGGGGCGGCUAGGCUGUGAAAGACCAGGCAGCUCUGGCCAGUGUCUUGGCUACAAAAGGCUCCUCUUUUAAAACUGGCAGGAGUCCCCCCCAAUCCUCCCCUCCCUUUUGACCUCAUCCCCGCCCUGUCAACUAGUGGCUGGUUCAAACACACAACCUCUCUAAGCAGACUGUGAUUGAGCACUGACCCUCUGGCCCUCUGAGACUUGAAAGCAGUCUGUCCCAUUCAGAGAGCAGUACCUGCCUAAUUGGUGAAAAAGUCACAAGGACGGAAGUCACAAAGAUGGUUGCCUCUUGAGGUUGCAAAGGUGCUUCAACUCAGUUAAUUAUUGAAUUAUUUUAAAUGUGUCACAAGGUUCAGGAAAGACCUCUCUUUGUGGUCAAUACCUUUGUUCUUGCAAUCACUUUACAUGGACUAUGUCAAGUUUUAUACUAUCUCUGUUACACCCUGUUCCACUGUGAAAGCCUCACCUCAGAGUUAAAGUUAAAAGAAUAACCAGUAGAUGAAGGGUUAAAUCGGAGGAGAUUGUGGCCCACGAUUCCCCAGCAGCCAGACUCCUCUGAGUGCCCUCAUUGUCUGCUGUUGGCCUCUUGUGCCCCUUGCUGGUCCAAACGCUACAUUCUCACGUGGAUUUCCACUCAGAAGGCUGACCAUGACCAAUCCUCUGUCAAUUGGAACCAAUUGCUCACACGGCAUCCUUCACCUUCUUUUUAUGUAGCAGGACGGAGUGGCAGACACCGAGACCUCUCGGCUCUCCCCCUCCACCGUGAUUUGGCUUUAAGGCCCAGUGUGUGUGGCUAGCGAACUGGAAAAGUAGAAUUUUUUUUUGAGGACUUGGGCCACUCUAAAUCUCCUCAGUAUCCCAAUAUGUGGUCAGUCUGGCUCCUGAAGUCUGCAGUCAGUGGCCUCUCACUGGCAGACUUUGCUUUGUUGAUUGAAUGGAUGGUUAAGUACAAGGACUCGUUUUAAUGUGAUGCUAUGCUCCAGUGCCUUCAGAUCAUACCUUUGGAUCUUUAGUAUCAGUGUUUGUCUGAAUCAUUUGUUUUUAUUUAUUUAAUCACUGUUUCCACUUUUUUACACACAUACAGGAAAUGAACGGACAUUUUUGUACAAUCAUGAAAAAAUAUGACUCACAUGGGCAAAAAUAAAUUGUGAAAGUGA